This is a messenger RNA of Mesocricetus auratus (golden hamster), 2111 nucleotides long. It is a transcript of the gene Mypop, whose product is annotated as Myb related transcription factor, partner of profilin. The record is from RefSeq and is a predicted model, not a curated record. Gene Ontology annotation, cellular component: nucleus. The transcript has 3 exons. Gene Ontology annotation, molecular function: RNA polymerase II cis-regulatory region sequence-specific DNA binding; DNA-binding transcription factor activity, RNA polymerase II-specific. Bases 356 to 1531 code for a protein of 391 amino acids. NCBI's taxonomy places the organism in Eukaryota, Metazoa, Chordata, Mammalia, Rodentia, Cricetidae. Gene Ontology annotation, biological process: regulation of transcription by RNA polymerase II.
GGAGAGGCGGGGGGGAGGGAAGAGGCUGCAGAAGCCGAAGCCCUGACCCACCGGCAGGCAGGGGCUGCGGCGGCGCGGACUGUCCGCCAGUACCCAUCAACUCCUCCGUGAGGCUUUCGGCGGCCGUGAGAAACACAAGAUGGGCACUGGGCGGGUGUCACCUACGAGCAAGCACCUGUGAUUGCUCUCAGCAGCUCGCCGCUCCCACCGCGACUUUUUUUGCACAGGGGACCGGAGGAGCCCGUGUCGGGGCGACACGGGGACACCGAGCCCCCGCCAGCGCUGUUCACCCUUUGCCCGCAGAGCCGGCGCCCCCCAUGCGCCAGGCAGCCGAUCGGUGGCGUCUGGGGGCACCAUGGCCUCGGCGACCGCGGCAGCGGCUCCGGGCGAAGCGGAGGAGACCACCCGGCUCCGCAAACCGCGGUUCUCCUUCGAGGAGAACCAGAUCCUGAUCCGAGAGGUGCGUGCCCACUACCCUCAGCUCUACGGCUCGCAGAACCGUCGGGUGAGCGUGGCCGAGCGGCGGCGAGUGUGGGACAGCAUCGCCAGUAAGAUCAAUGGCAUCACCAGCUGGAAGCGCACGGGCCAGGAGGUUCAAAAGCGUUGGAACGACUUCAAGCGCCGCACCAAGGAGAAGCUGGCCCGAGUGCCGCACUCCACGCAGGGCGCGGGGCCCGCCGCCGAGGACACCUUCUCCACGGAGGAGGAGACUAUUUUCGCCAUCCUGGGGCCGGGUGUGGCGGGGCCCGGAGCUGGCGCCGGGGCUGAGGAAUGCCCGGCAGCCGCCUCUUCACAGCCGCAAGCUCCGUCCGCGGGGACACAACGGUGUGUUUUGUCGGAGGACCGAAGGCAGGAUCGACGGGCAGAUACCCCAGCCCAGAGCAAAGGGGGCUCCAGCAGCCCGGAGUCCUGUUCCCGGCCCUCUUGCAAUCCCCCGGAAGCCAAGGAGCGUGAGUCCCCAUCCCCUGCAGCCAUGCAGCCUGUCCAGCUGCCCCGCCUGGCCUUGACUCCACCGCUACCUGCCCCUCCACCUCCACCCACGCCGCUGGCGCAAGUGGCACCCUCACCCCCUAGCCCGCCUCCUCGGCCCGCCUUAGCCCCAGAACAAUCCCUGGACUUUCUGCGGGCUCAGCAGGAGACUGCCAAUGCCAUCAGAGAGCUGGCUGGCACCCUUCGGCAGGGUCUGGCGAAACUGAGCGAGGCCCUCAGCGCCCUGUUACCCCUUCUGCCGGGAACCCCGGCUGACCUGCUGCCUCCGCCCCCACCGCCAUCUCUGCCCCCACCUCCCAAGCCAGUCCUGCCCCCACCCGCCCCCAAGGUGGAGAUGGCCCCAGAGCCUGUGUCCGUGGUAGCCGCUGUCGUGGAUGGGGCGGUGGUGGCAGCCAGAGGGGUGAUCAUCUCCCCUAGGAGCGAGGAAGGGGUGCCCAAACCGCCCCCAGCCCCACCCCUUCCCCUCCACGACUCGCCACCACACAAAAGGAAGAAAGGCUUCCCCACACGGAAGAGGCGAGGCCGCUGGAAGUCUCCGUGAAAUCUGCUCCCGUCCGCGCUCCUGCCUGCAAACCCCCUCCCUGCUUGGCGCAGUCGAGGAGGAAGAUGCUGUUCGCCCACCCUCGCUGCGCCCUGGCUUCCUGCUCUAGGGAAGUGAGCACCCCACUUCCUGUGCUAGUUAGUGCCUGAUUCUCUGGGUGGGACACCCUCAGCCCCGUUCUCUGGUACAGUGGUUGUCUGCCUGACUGCCUCCUGUAACCCCAACUUGUAAGCCAUCAAUUUUACGUUGUUAUAUUGCCCCUCGUGGGGUGGGACGGGGGACCUCCUGGCUCUGUGACUGCCCCUUUGCCUAACAGUUGCUGUCCUUGAAGAGAAGCAACGCGUGGGGGCUUCCCUACUCUACCCCAGCCCAGACUUCGGAAGGGUUGGGCGUUUGCUAGACAAAUAAGAAUGUAGAGGCAGAGGACUUUAGGGACAGGGAGGUGGGAUUCGGACUGAGGAGGUUUAGGCGGGGUCCUCUGCCUCCGGUUGCUGCGUGGCAUGUCUGACCUCCGGAGCUCGGCCCCCCCCUUCUCCUCAGUGCUGACAAGAUGUCAAUAAACUUAUUUUCGUACAAUUAA